GUGUGUCUCCGCUCGGUAGGCUGCAGCCUUCAGCAGGGCUGUGAAAGACAGCGGCAGGAGCCAUUCAGCGAGUCGGCUCUUUUUCGGCGCACGCACUCGCUCCACCCGGGUCGCGACCGUUACUGGUGGCGCGCGCGGGGACUCAAAAUAGGUAUGAAGACACAGGGAGACUUUGGGCCACAAGGGAACCCACUGAGGUGUGGACCAAAGAUGGUGGCUAAUUGAAUUGGAGCCAAGCGUGGUGGGCGCCCGCUGAGUUGGCCUAUCAUAAGGACGGAGUUGACUGCAACCUCCGCCUCCCGGUUUCUCCGUGGGGCGUCCUACUUUCCCUGUCAACAGUUUCCCUCUAGAGUGGCAUCUUUUCAGAUCAUGGAGGACACUCAGGCUAUUGACUGGGACAUUGAAGAAGAGGAGGAGACGGAGCAAUCCUGUGAAUCCUUGGGGUGUAACCCAGAGCCAGUAGGGCGGCUACGUAUCUUUAGUGGUGCCCAUGGACCAGAAAAAGAUUUCCCACUAUACCUUGGGAAGAAUGUGAUAGGCCGAAUGCCUGGCUGCUCUGUGGCCCUGCCCUUUCCAUCUAUCUCCAAACAACAUGCAGAGAUUGAAAUCUCAGCCUGGGACAAGGCACCUAUCCUCCGAGACUCUGGGAGCCUUAAUGGUACUCAAAUCCUGAGGCCUCCUAAGGUUUUGAUUCCUGGGGUGAGUCACCGUCUGAGGGACCAGGAAUUGAUUCUCUUUGCUGACUUGCCCUGCCAGUACCGUCGCGUGGAUGUCCCCCUGCCCUUUGUCUCCCGGGGCCCUCUGACUGUAGAAGAGACACCCAGGGUACAGGGAGGAACUCAACCCCAGAGGCUUCUGUUGGCUGAGGACUCAGAGGAGGAAGUAGAUUCUCUUUCUGAAAGGUGUGUGGUAAAAAAAUCAAGGACGACAUCUUCCUCCAUGGGAAUGAUAGUUCCAGACAGUGAUGAAGAGGGGAAUUCCCCUGUCCUGGGUGGCCCUGGGCUGCCUUUUGCCUUCAAUUUGAGCAGUGACACAGAUCCAGAAAAUCAGCAACUAGCCACAGAGGAGGCCUCCUCAGCUGCCAGAAGAGGUGCUGCUAUAGAGCCAGAGCAGUCUGAAGCUGAAGUCACAACUGAAAUCCAGCUUGAAAAGAAGCAGCCUUCAGUGAAGGAGAGGGAUGAUGACACAGAAGUCAAGAGGGGUGCAGGGAAUGGGAUUGUUCCAGCUGGGGUGAUGCUGGAGAAGAGCCAAUCUCCUGCAGAGGACAGUGACACAGAUGUGGAUGAUGACAGCAGGCCUCCUGGAAGGCCAGCUGAGGUCCGUUUAGAAAGGGUUCAGCCUCUUGGCUUCAUUGACAGUGACACUGAUGUAGAAGAACAGGGGAUCCCAGCAACCCUAACUGUAGUUCCUAUGAAGAAGAGGAAGAUCUUCCAUGGAGUUGGUAUAAGGGGUCCUGGAGGACCAGGGCUGGCCCAUCUGCAGGAGAGUCAGGCUGGUAGUGAUACAGAUACGGAGGAGGGCAAGGCCCCACAGGCUGCCCCUCUUGAGAAAAGCCAAGCUUCCAUGGUGAUCAAUAGUGAUACAGAUGAUGAGGAAGAAGUCUCAGCAGCGCUGACUUUAGCACGUCUGAAAGAGAGUCAACCUGCUCUAUGGAACAGAGAUGCAGAAGAGGACAUGGCCCAACCUGUGGUCCUUCUCCAGAGAAGCCAAACCACCACUGGGCGAGACAGUGACACAGAUGUGGAGGAGGAAGAGCUCCCAGUGGAAAAUAGAGAAGCUCUCCCCGAGGGUCACACAAAGAUUAGAGCCCUUGUUAGAGCACAUUCAGGAAAAAACGAGCCUUCAUUUAGGGACAGUGUUAAGAGUGUGGAAGCAGAUAAGAGUUCACCUGGGAUCCACCUGGAGAGAAGCCAAGCCUCCACCACAGUGGACAUCAACACACAAGUGGAGGAGUCAGCCAUGGUGUCUAUGCAGGGGACAAAUCAAACAGAUGUGGAAGCAGAUUCUGAAGAUCUGGACCUACAAGCUACCCAAUGCUUUCUGGAGAGAGAGAAUCAGAACCUAGAAGCAGUCCAGAGUAUGGAGGAUGAACCUACCCAGACCUUCAUGUUGACUCCACCCCAAGACCCUGGCCCUUCCCAUUGCAGCUUCCAGACACCAGGUAGCCUAGAUGAACCAUGGGAGGUCCUGGCUACACAGCCAUUCUGUCUGAGAGAGUCCAAGGACUCUGAGACCCAGCCUUUUGACACCCACCUUGAGGCCUGUGGAUCUUGCCUGUCUCCACCUAGGGCAAUACCAGGAGACCAACAUCCAGAGAGCCCAGUCCACACAGAGCCAAUGGGGAUUCAAGGCAGAGAGAUGCAGACUGUGGAUAAAGAUAUGGGUAUACCAAAAGAAAGGAUGGCCCCUGAGAGAGCGCCAUUGGAGAGGGAAACUGAGAAACUGCUGCCAGAAAGACAGACAGAUGUGACAGGAGAGGAAGAAUUAACCAGGGGGAUACAGGACAGAGAACAAAAACAGUUGUUAGCUAGAGACAGUCAGAGACAAGAAUCUGGCAAAAAGGAGGAAAGUGCAAGUCCUAAAAGAGAUAGGGAGAGUUUGAAGGUAGAAAUUGAGAUAUCUGAGGAAAUACAGGAGAAAGAAGUAGAGAAGCAGACCCUUCCAAGCAAAACAAUUGAGAGAGAAGUAGAGAGACCAGUAGCAGACAGAGAGUGUGAGCCAGCUGAGUUAGAAGGGAAGGUGCCCAAAGUGAUCCUGGAGAGAGGCACACAGAGAAGGGAGCCAGAGGGAAGGAGCCAGGACCAGAAACGGCAGGCCUCCAGCCCAACACUGGAGCCUGGGGUGGGGGCAAGGGAGUUUCCAGAAUCUGUCUCAGCCCCCAUACCUUCUGGGAGCCAGUCAGGUGGAAGGGGAUCCCCAGUGAGCCCCAGGAGGCAUCAGAAAGGUAAGUUAAGGCAGACAGGAACCCAAGAUGGUACAGGGGCUUCAUGAUAAACCCUGAGCAACCAGCUGCUUGUAACUCAGCCACCUUUGUGUUUACUUUCUGUCUAGGCCUGAAUUGUAAGAUGCCACCUGCUGAGAAGGCUUCCAGGAUCAGAGCUGCUAAGAAAGCUUCCAGGGGUGAACAGGAAUCUCCAGAUGCUUGUCUACCUCCUACAGUGCCUGAAACGUCAGCCCCACCCCUGAAGCCCCUUAACUCUCAGAGCCAGAAACGUCUUGCACCUCAGCCCCUUCUUUCUCCCUUUCCACCUUCUGUCGAGCUAACCAUUCCUAAGACCAGGCAAAAUGGUAAUCAGGAAGCUCCAGAGACUCCCUUGUCCUCAGAGCUGGAGCCUUUUCAUCCAAAGCCUAAAAUCAUAACUCGGAAGUCCUCCAGGAUAACACCCUUUCCAGCUACCUCUGCUGCCCUUGAGCCCCACCCUUCCACCUCCACAGCCCAGCCAGACACUCCCAAGCCCACAUCUCAGGCCACUAGGGGCCAGACAAAUAGGUCCUCUGUCAAGACCCCUGAAACAGUUGUCCCCACAGCCCCUGAGCUCCAGCCUUCCACUUCCACAGAUCAGCCUGUCACACCUGAGCCCAUAUUUCAGGCUACUAGGGGAAGAAAAAAUAGAUUCUCUGUCAAGAACCCUGAAA
Molecule: messenger RNA, 3636 nt
Organism: Saimiri boliviensis boliviensis (Bolivian squirrel monkey)
Lineage: Eukaryota; Metazoa; Chordata; Mammalia; Primates; Cebidae
Source: RefSeq, a predicted model, not a curated record